AUCAUUCUGGUUGGUUUCCAGAGUGACAGGUAAGUUUUUGGUCUGUACAAAGUCUGAGUUUCCAGUCACUAGUGGCUUUCUGUUUACUUUGCAGAGCUAUUUGCUCUUGGGGACAGAAGCUGACCGUGCACUCACAGCACAGACUUGUCAUGGGCCUAGCAGCCUCUGUGGCAUCUCCUGUCACAUUGGGAAAAUGAAGAAUUCCAGGACAUCGGUGUGGAGGGCGCUGGUGGAGCUACUUCUUCUCUGUGCUGCCCUGGGCUGUCUCAGUUUGCCUGGCUCCAGGUAUUGGAAUUCCAUCCAUGAAGUAAAAGAUUAGUCUUUAGUUCUGGGACAGAAAAUGCUGAGACCACCUUCGUAUUGGCCAAGAGAGUUUUUUGCUUUGACUUACUCUUGUAAUCAAGUCAGACAAUGAAAUCAUAAUCACUGUGUCAUAAGAUCUAUCAUUUAUAUAUUGCCACUCUGUACCAGCCACUUGGAAACAUUAGCUAUAAUCCUCACAGCUAUUCCAUAGGUGAAAGGCUACAUUCCUUUGAGUCAAAUGCAGUCAACAAGAGCUUUGCUAACAGCCGACAGACGCGGAAUGUGGAUGUUACCCUGAUGCCCAUUGAUUGUGAGCUGUCUAGUUGGUCCUCUUGGACCACAUGUGACCCCUGUCAGAAGAAAAGGUACAGGUAUGCCUACUUGCUCCGGCCCUCUCAGUUCCAUGGGGAACCGUGCAACUUCUCUGACAAGGAAGUUGAAGACUGUGUUACCAACAGACCAUGCAGAAGUCAAGUGCGAUGUGAAGGCUUUGUAUGUGCACAGACAGGAAGGUGUGUAAACCGCAGACUUCUUUGCAAUGGGGACAACGACUGUGGAGACCAGUCAGAUGAGGCAAACUGUAGAAGGAUUUAUAAAAAAUGUCAGCAUGAAAUGGACCAAUACUGGGGAAUUGGCAGUCUGGCCAGUGGGAUAAAUUUGUUCACAAAUAGUUUGGAAGGCUCAGUUCUUGACCACAGGUAUUAUGCGGGUGGAUGCUCCCCGCAUUACAUCCUGAACACGAGGUUUAGGAAGCCCUACAAUGUGGAAAGCUACACGCCACAGACCCAAGGCAAAUACGAAUUUACAUUGAAAGAAUAUGAAUCGUACUCAGAUUUUGAACACAAUGUCAUAGAGAAAGCAGCAAGCAGUUCUGGUUUCAGUUUUGGUUUUAAAAUACCUGGAAUAUUUGAACUUGGUAUCAGCAGACAAAGUGAUCGAGGCAAACAUUAUAUUAGGAGAACCAAACGAUUCUCUCAUACUAAAAGCGUAUUUCUGCAUGCACGCUCUGACCUUGAAGUAGCACAUUACAAGCUGAAACCCAGAAGCCUCAUGCUCCAUUACGAGUUCCUUCAGAGAGUUAAGCGGCUGCCCCUGGAGUACAGCUACGGGGAAUACAGAGAUCUCUUCCGUGAUUUUGGGACCCACUACAUCACAGAGGCCGUGCUUGGGGGCAUUUAUGAAUACACCCUCGUUAUGAACAAAGAGGCCAUGGAGAGAGGAGAUUAUACUCUUAACAACGUCCACGCCUGUGCCAAAAAUGAUUUUAAAAUUGGUGGUGCCAUUGAAGAGGUCUAUGUCAAGCUGGGUGUGUCCAUAGGCAAAUGCAGAGGUAUUCUGAAUGAAAUAAAAGACAGAAACAAGAGGGACACCAUGGUGGAGGACUUGGUGGUCCUGGUACGAGGAGGGGCAAGUGAGCACAUCACCACUCUGGCGUACCAGGAGCUGCCGACGGCAGACCUGAUGCAGGAGUGGGGAGACGCUGUGCAGUACAACCCAGCCAUCAUCAAAAUUAAGGUGGAGCCUUUGUACGAACUAGUGACAGCCACAGAUUUUGCCUAUUCCAGCACAGUGAAGCAGAAUAUGAAGCAGGCGCUGGAGGAGUUCCAGAAGGAAGUUAGUUCCUGCCACUGUGCUCCCUGUCAAGGGAAUGGAGUCCCUGUCCUGAAAGGAUCACGCUGUGACUGCAUCUGUCCUGUUGGAUCCCAAGGCCUAGCCUGUGAGGUCUCCUAUCGGAAGAAUAUCCCCACUGAUGGGAAGUGGAAUUGCUGGUCAAGUUGGUCUUCAUGCUCUGGAGGACGUAAGACAAGACAAAGGCAGUGUAACAAUCCACCUCCUCAAAAUGGGGGCAGCCCCUGCUCAGGCCCUGCUUCAGAAACACUUGACUGCUCCUAGCAGAUAAUACAGCAGUGGGCUACAUACAGUGAGAGCUCUGAGCCCUCAAGUACUCAGGCCAGCUCACCCCUACACCAGUUUCCACCUGGGAUUCAUGUGAGGGCAAAAGGCAGUGCCAUGCAGGCUGUUUAAAAUAAAGAUAUUAGCUUGUAAAAUGCCAGUUGAUUUAAAUAAAUACUGAGUUAAAGGCUUAA
Mandrillus leucophaeus (drill) is the source of this 2390-nucleotide messenger RNA. RefSeq names its product complement component 8, beta polypeptide (gene C8B). The record is from RefSeq and is a predicted model, not a curated record. The transcript is spliced from 13 exons. Gene Ontology annotation, molecular function: protein binding. Gene Ontology annotation, biological process: immune response. The coding region runs from base 601 to 2196 and encodes 531 amino acids. Lineage: Eukaryota; Metazoa; Chordata; Mammalia; Primates; Cercopithecidae. Gene Ontology annotation, cellular component: membrane attack complex.